Molecule: messenger RNA, 2221 nt
Organism: Peromyscus maniculatus bairdii (prairie deer mouse)
Lineage: Eukaryota; Metazoa; Chordata; Mammalia; Rodentia; Cricetidae
Gene: Cenpo
Product: centromere protein O
Cellular component (GO): kinetochore; Mis6-Sim4 complex
Source: RefSeq, a predicted model, not a curated record
UCUUUGUACGGCGGAAAGCGCAAAGCAUGCUGGGGUCGGUGGGGGGGGUGCGGUUUUUUUGAAGACGCCCGGGGCGGGAAUCCUUAAACUGGAUCCCGAAGGAGGAUGCCCCGAAGAGAAAGCAAGACUCGGCGGUAGACGGAGUGGCCGUCCUGCACAGCGCCUUCGGUGUUCGGGGGAAGCCCGGCUGCAUCGCAGUGGCCGCGGCGGUGAGGGAAGGGCGUCUGGGUCCAGGUUAAACUUGCCCUGCCCGGCCCGCUUCGUAGGAAACAAGCACUUGAGACGCGGAAGAGGAGAUGGAGUCUGCGAAUUCUGUGUGUCAAGGCGGAGAGGGCAAAGGAGGUGUUUUAGCUCACUUGGAAAGACUAGAGGCUCAAAUGAAGAGAUCGGAUAGAAAGUCUGAAGAGCCGGCAGCUCACACAAAGGAACGUUCUCUUAGAGCCAAGAUUCAGGAGCUGCGGAGACAGCGAGAUCAGCUGAGGGCUGAAGUGAAGCGACGGCAAACCAGAGUUAAAGCAUCUUCAGCCAAUGAAGACUUAAACCAAACCGUGGAGAUCAGUGAGCAGGAGGUUCUGGAAAGGCAGUGGGGAAACGUGAAAGCCAUCCUGCAGGCCUAUCGGUUUACAGGGCUCAGCGGGAAGCUGACCAGCCGCGGAGUCUGUGUGUGCAUUAGCACUGCCUUCGAAGGGAACCUCCUGGAGUCCUACUUUGUCGACCUCGUCAUAGGGAAGCCACUCCGGAUACACCACCAUUCCAUCCCAGCCUUCAUCCCUCUAGAAAAGAUAGCCAGGGCAUACCUACAGACUGAUAUCCAGCGCUUCCUGUUCAGUCUCUGCGAGCACCUGAAUGCCUACGCAGGGAGGAAGUACCAGACAGACCAACUGGAGGCUGACUUCAGCGCCUUCCUCACUGGACCUUUGCAGAGAAACGCCCUGUGCAACUUGCUGUCCUUUACCUAUAAAGUGGAUCAGGGGCGCGAGACCUCCUCCUUCAGUGCCAGAUUGCUGUAUGAGGACCUCACAGCAACUCUCCCCACAGACGUCGCCGUGACGUGUGCAGCGGCAGAAGCUUCGUCCGCUCGUUGGGAAGAGCACAGGACAUCCCAUGAAAUGCUCUUCCGAGCCAAGCCCCUGCACCAGGUGUUCGCUUCAUUUUCCAAGCAAGUUGAAAGGCUGGAUUUGAGCCUCGUCUCCUGAACAACUCGCUAUUGGGGACAACACCCGAAGUGAAUCCGUCCAUGCUGUCUGCAGUCCAGGACCUGUCGGCAAAGCUGUGGAGAGAGUGAGUGCUUGCCUGGACACCACCCUUGCCGUGAGACUAGACCCCCACUUGGUCGUUUGUUGAGUUCCUGUCUGUGGACACUGGGCGAUCUGGACGGUCUCCUUGAUUGCCUGGUCACUCGGUACAGUACUCCAGAGCAUCUCUUCCUCUCUAAGUACCGGUUGAUUGGCUCAUAUGUGUAUAUUCUUGCUGAGAAUCAGCUCAAUGGGGGGUAACUGAAGACCUUUUGUGGGCAUCUCUAGCUUCUAUGAUUGGGCAUUUAGUUCAGAAGGGAAAGUGUUUAACCCCUGCUUUGGAGUAGCAUGUUCUAGGUCACUGUUUGAUGGGAGAAGUACUUUUGGUAAUUAGGGGUUCUUUGUAUUUAAUAUUGUUUCCUAAAUUACCUUGGUCGAGAGCUGAAGGCCUGAAGUCACUUUGAGAAAUCUGCACCUCAGUCAGUGGACCUCCCCUGUCGUCUCCUCCUGCACGCUCCAGGCCUGGCUGGCUGUCCCCUCCUCUUUCCGUUCCUAAAUGCUCUUAACGCCCCUUUUCCUUCCAACCAUGGCUGCCGCGUGUGCAGCAUGCACUGUUCCUUGGUAGACCUUCUUAACAUCUGUCUAGACCUAUCUGCUGCUCACGCUCUCCUGUUACAAUUCCUGUUUCUCCCCUGCUAGUCCCAAGUAAGACCUUGAUCCUCCACGGGCCCAGCCUUUGGGUCUCCCGGGAACUAGCUGCUUCCUGGAAAUCUCCAUGUAUGGGAGCUCCAGCAAACUCCAGGAAGACCAUAGGAGGGGUGAGCCCGCAUGGGUCGCCCUACCGAGGCUUAGAAUAUAAGGUUCAGUCCCGUUUCCGCCCUCUAGGCACGUGGUGGGGGAGGAGGUGUCGCGGGAACAGAAUUGCCACACGGGUGCCAUCAAGUUGAGUAAAGCUUUUAAUAAAACAGUCCUGUUCUUGGUCAACA